This is a messenger RNA of Xiphias gladius (swordfish), 6965 nucleotides long. Its product is annotated as rho guanine nucleotide exchange factor 10-like protein. Gene Ontology annotation, cellular component: cytosol. Gene Ontology annotation, molecular function: guanyl-nucleotide exchange factor activity; protein binding. Lineage: Eukaryota; Metazoa; Chordata; Actinopteri; Istiophoriformes; Xiphiidae. Bases 488 to 4402 code for a protein of 1304 amino acids. Gene Ontology annotation, biological process: positive regulation of stress fiber assembly; SREBP signaling pathway; actin cytoskeleton organization. The transcript is spliced from 28 exons. The record is from RefSeq and is a predicted model, not a curated record.
GUCGUUACCUACAGCGCAACCAUUUUUUCGGUAUUUACUGGUGAAAGAAGGAACCUGGGUUACUGACAGUAGGCAGGACAAUACAUGAAUGCUCAGAGCUCUCCUUUAAAUAUAUCUAUUUAAAUAUAUAUACCUAUUUAUGCUUCCUUUAAAAUGACGAUCCGCUUAGCUACACACUGACACAAUCUGCUGAAGGUGUUAGACUAAAUCUCCGCCCCGGACUUCAACCGAACCGGCUGUUUGUUCGGGCUCUUCUCUGCAGUGGAAGAGUGGGACAGAGAGAGGAAAGGGACGAGGAAAAAGGGGAAACACAACAGGAAAACAGUGGAAAGAAGAGUUUGUUGUGGAACCCGUGUUCAACCAAAGACAUGUUUUCGGAGUAGGAGUGUGAGCGAGCUGCGAGCCCGCCGGCGGACUGCACUAAUGGGACCUUGAAGGGAGGUAUGUCUGAAACAGGGGCUGAUGUGACCAUUGAGAAGUACCCAGCAUGACUUCUUCAUAUCCGCUUCUCUGUCACCCCAUGGUGUCUGUACCUAAUGUGGCGUCACACAUCAAGGAAGAUAAGGAUGAAGAUGAGCAGGGGGAGAAGUUUGAGUUUGAUGACAGUGAUGACACCAGAACUCCAGAGAUGAGUUCUGGCUCUCUCAUGAAGGAUAUGGAAGUCAGAGAGUCACCAGAGGGACGCUGCAACUCCUCUGAUCUGGGAGUGACUGGAGAGUCAGAGAGUUUUUGGAAAGCGAGCAGUAUUUAUGAAGGAAAGUCUUCUUUAAUACCAAAAGGUGGUCUGGAGUCCAGCAGUUCAGUAAAUGGGUACAGUCCACAACAGUCCACAGUCCACUAUGAGGAUGAGGCAUCCUCUUCAGUCUGUCCACAGACUGAACAUGACACAGCUGGUUUGUACAAACCAACCAACCAGAGCACAGUGACAUGCAUCCCAGACAGUGUGGUCAGAGACACAGAGGUUAUCUAUGACGACGUGCCUGCUGAAAACCUACAUUACCAAGUGGACGAUGUGGAUGACAUCUAUGAGGACAUCCAGAGACCUGAUCAUCGUGGCUCAAACGGCUGGAGCUCCAGUGAGUUUGACAGUUAUGAUGAACUGUCUGACAGUGAGACUCUUCCUCCAGCCCACAGAGGCAACAAGCUGCCUGCAGAUGUGCUGAGGUUGAAGGAGCGUUGUGCUGCCACCAGAAGGGAGCUGGCAGUGUGUCUCAGUACACCUCGUGUUGCUCACAUCAGACAGAGCUGUGACACUAAGGUGCAGCAGUUUGUGAAAGCAGCGAGGAAUGGUACCAAGGAUGGUUUAGAAAAGACAAAGUUGGCCAUGAUUCGCAAAGUGUCAUUCCUGCAGAGGAAAGACUCCACAGGUGAGGGAAAGGACGAUGCAGGCUACAUGGAUGUGUUUGUUUCUGAGUUAAAGCACCCACCACCACAACUGUGCCCCAUGCCAGAGGGGCUCAGCAGUCAGCAGGUUGUUAGACGUCUCAUCCUCAGCUCCAUUGUGCAGAGUGAGAGCAGCUACCUGGACUCUCUCAAGAGAAUACUCCAGGAGUACCAGAAGCCUUUGCUGGAGCCACAGCACUGGAUCCUUAACCCCAAGAAGGUGCGUCAGAUCUUUUACCGUCUGCAGGAGAUCCAUCAGUGUCACUCAAUGUUCCAGAUUGCCCUGGCAUCCCGCGUGGCUGACUGGGAUCACAGUGAGAAGAUCGGAGACCUGUUUGUUGCCUCGUUUUCGAAAUCCAUGGUGCUGAACGUGUACAGCGACUACAUCAACAAUUUCACAAAUGCCAUGGCACUGAUCAAGAAGGCCUGCGUGUCUAAACCUGCUUUCCUGGACUUUCUUAAGAAAAAGCAGGCAUCCAGUCCAGACAGAAUCACUCUGUACGGCCUUAUGGUCAAACCUAUCCAACGUUUUCCUCAGUUCAUUCUACUGCUCCAGGACAUGCUGAAGAACACUCCAAAGUCCCAUGCUGAUCAGUUGCCCCUGCAACUGGCUCUCACUGAGCUGGAGACUCUGGCCGAGAAACUCAAUGAACAGAAGCGUCUGGCUGAUCAGGAGGCUGAGAUUCAGCAGUUAACACGCAGCGUGGGGGACCGCAACUUCAACAAGCUGCUGAACUCAGAGCAAAGGCAUUUGAUUCAGUGUGAACUGCUGACUGAAAUUGUUUAUGGUGAUAACGGUCAAGUCCUCAAGUCGAAGGAGCGAAAGGUCUUCCUGCUCAACGACACCCUGAUUUGCGCAAAUGUCAACCUGAAAGGUCCCCCUGACAUCAGCAGCCUAGUUCCUGUUGGUCCUAAGUACACAGUGAAGUGGUGUGCCCCUCUGCUUCAGACUCAGGUGGUGGAGGUGGGACAGGACAGUCUGCAGAGCAGGGACAGUGUGAUCAUAGCCAGAUGCCGAAGUUCCACCACCAGCACCACUGGUACACCCACAGGUAGAGUGUUCCUUGGUCCUCCCAGACUGUACCAGGAGCUGGAAGAACUGCAGCAUGACCUGGCUGUGGUUGAGGAGGUCUCACUGCUUGUGGGUACACUCCAUGGAACCUACCAGAAUCUGAACACCACAGUGUCUCAGGACUGGUGUCUGGCUCUGCAGAGACUCAUACGUCUGAAGGAGGAAGAGAUCCAGUACGCCAACAAGUGUCGCCUGCGUCUGUCUGUACCAGGCAAACCUGACAAGUCUGGUCGUCCAGUGAGCAUCAUGGUGGUCUUCAGCACUCCCAGCCCUCUCAGUAAGAUCUCCUGGGUGAACCGGCUUCACCUCGCCAAGAUAGCUCCGAGACAGGAAAACACUCCGGGGUGGGAAUGUGCUGAAGAAGAUAAAAAGACAAAAGUUCCACUUAGUUUUCCACUGUUGACCUGCAAACUGCCUGUUUUCUCUCAGAUAACACACAUGAGGAAGCUGGAGGCAGCUCUUCACAGUCCGUCUCAGUCCAGCCUGCUUGGUUUCUGCACUGCCAGUACGUCCUUACCACAGGGUUACCUCUGGGUUGCUGGUGGUGGAGGCAUCUCCAACCAUGGACAAGUGGAGAUCUUCUCCCUGAACAGAGCCACUCCUCGCCUGGUGAAGACCGUCCCACUGAGGGCCCCAAUCCUCUGUCUGGAGUAUGUGAAGGAGCUGAGUCCCAGCACAGAGGAGGAGGCUGAGAAGGCUCAGACUGCUGCCAAGAUAGGAAAUAUCAUCUGUAUUGGCUUGCAGGAUGGCAGCAUCCAUGUGUACAACAGUGUGGAUACAGCUGUUCAGUGUCUGCUGACCUUGGUGAACCCUGACAGCUGUCCAGUCCUCUGUCUCAAACAUUCGCUAUCUUUCCUCUUUGCUGGACUGGCUGAUGGCAAAGUAGCUGUGUACCAGAGAAGGACUGGAGAGAGACUGUGGGACAUGGACUCAUGCAGGAUGGUGUCUCUGGGCUCUGACCUGGUCUGCAGUCUGCUGACACUUGAAGACACUGCAUGGGCCAGCUGUGCCAACCAAGUCAUUGUCAUCCAAGGUUCCAGCCUCCACACACAGAGUUUUGAAGCCCACUCUGAUCCACGCUACACUGUUAGCCACAUGGUUCGUUCAGGUGGGGGUGUUUGGAUGGCCUUUGCCCAGGGCUCAUCCAUUCACCUGUUCCACACAGAGACUUUGGAACCACUGCAGGAAGUCAACAUCUCCACCCGUACUGCCCAUCUGACACCAGGUCAGGUUUGUGUCUCCAGCUUGCUGAUCUGUCAGGGGCUGCUGUGGGUGGGGACCAAUAAGGGAAUUAUCCUCACCUUUCCUAUACCCACCCUGGAGGGUAUCCCCAAGAUCACAGGUAAAGGCAGGACGUCUCUGAAUGCUCACUGUGGUCCGGUGGACUUCCUGGUGUUUGCCUCCGGCACACUGGCCUCUGACUUGCUCAGACGGGACUCCAUCCUCAACAGCAGCGAGGAGGGUGUUAAUGGAGAAGGAGGGGGAGGAAGAGAAGGUAUAGGUGAUGUGGGAGGAGAUGAAGGACGGCAGAGGUUGCAGCAGAGCAGCUACCCACAGGAAUCCGAAGCUCCUCUACCAAGGGAGCAGAAGCCCAAGCGUGUUUUGCUGCAGUACCGCCUCCACUCCACAUUCCAGCUGCCUGGUAAGCUGCUGACAGCCCAGCCUGAACAGGGGAACCCGAGAGCCCCCCCAGACUCACUGGAGCACAGACCGGAGGAUGGCUCAAUCUAUGAAGUGAGUGAGGACCCUGAUGUGUGGGUGAGGGGGCGGCCCGUGGAGUCGGGGAAGGAGGGGGAGGCCAGGCGCAGUAAAGUCACCUCAGCAGCCAUCUUCUCUGGUGGCAGAGGAUACCGCAGGAUAGGACAGACAGCCUCUGCAGACACAUGCUCAGACUCCACUGAAAACACACUGCUGGUGUGGCAGCUCCCUUUAACUCUCAGCCCGUGACAGACAAGCAUGUCACCUGACUGAGUAACUGUGGUUCGAGACACAUAUGUGGACUCCAAUCCCAGUUAACUUCUAAACAUUUCAACUAGACUCAACAUCUUGUCUAAAGUCAAAGGAGCCAAGGACACAUCACUGAUGACAGCUAAAUGUUUUUUCUGGUUUUCCACUUUCCAUUUCAGUGGUUUGGUUAUGGCAGGUGAACACCAUAAGUAAGUUGUGCUAGCAAGCUAACUCUAGCGGUAACAUUACUUGUGAAGAAUACCACUAGUUUAAGUCAGCAGUUGCCUCCAGGAAUGUGGGACAUCAGGGAGACCAACAUUCUUCAGCUCGUUUUCCAGAUGUGAUCAUACACCAAGACAUUAACUGUAUCAACUUUUUACAGUGGGCCUAGUUUUGCAUUGCUGCCAACUCUCAGAGCUAGAUCUACUAAGGCUUUGUACCUGUUUUAGGGAACAGAUUUGACGCGUUUUGCCCCAGAAAUGUUUGGGAUUUUCUCAGCCUGGACUCGUAGUUUGUGUCAGCCCUGUCCAAAUAGCAUAGGCAUUUAAAAGAAUACUGCAACAUUUAGGGAAAUAUGAUCAUUUUCCUUUUUGUGAGUGUGAGAUUAGAAGAUCAUUAUCAUUCUCAUCAUUAAGUACAUUAAGUAUGGAGCUGGAGUCAGUCACAUGCUAGAACUAUUUCUUGACCAACAACAGCCUGGUAUACGUUCAACACAUAAUUUCCCCUAAAACCACAUAUUGUACUUUUUACAUUUUUGUUUGUGUAAACAUUAAAGGGGUAAGUAGGAGAAUUUUUGAACUUUGGACAGAGCCAGGCUAGCUUUUUACCCUUGCUUUUCAGUCUUUAUGCUAAGCUAAAUCUAUUAAAGGGAUUAACAGCCAUUACAAUAUUGAUGUGCAUGUAAAUGUACCUAAUUUACAAUAAGAGAGACACCGUGGCAGCUCUUGUCAUAAUCAUGUGCUUACUUUUUUUGUAAUGCAAAGCACUAUUGGUACUUACAGUGAUGAUUGAAAGGCUUUCAUUUCUGAUGCAGAGCAAUAUUUGCUACUACUGCUGCUGUGUGUCCCUGUAGUUAAAACCAGUUUAGGAACAUUGUGAGGCAUAAAAUUGGGAAAAUAAGGUAAAAAUAUUUUAAGGAAAAUGUUGUAAUGUUAGUUUUUAUUUCAUGAAAAGUUGUAAUAUUACAAGAGGAAGUUGAAGUUUUACUAAAAUCGAGUAUAAAGUUGCAAUAUUAGACAUAAAAUCACAACUUUAUUUUAAAAAUUUUGUAAUAUCUCUGAAAUGACUUCUGAAAUCAUGCCUUCGUCCUUAUAACAUUAUGACUUCUCAGAAGUUUCUCAGAAUAUUAUACUUUACUCUCAAAAUGUCCAUUGUCCACAAAUUUGUUGAACAUCCUCACAGGCAUCACAGGUGAGAAGGGAGAUAAAUCCAUUCACUCAGAAUUUCUACAUGUUGAAUACUGUGUGUACACAAAUAAGUUUGUAUUUUAUUUUGUUUGUAAGUGAAAUGUAUUUAUGUUGUCAUCAAGUGAUGUAAUAUUUACAUUUUAAAACUGAGCAUUUGUGAAUUUUUUCUCAGUGUCUUGAUGUAUCUGCCAGCAUGUGUUUGAUACUCUUUACACAACACCAAUGAAGUUAUUUUAAUUUGUUUUCAAAUUGUACAAUUGCUACAUUUUGUAUGUACGUGGUACAUUUUCUACACUGUAUUUUUGUGCAAAAUAUCAUGCAAAAGAGUGUUUUGGAUACAGUAAAAAAACACCAUGAAAAUUACUUUUACAUUUUUGCUUUGAUUUCACAAUUGUGCAUUCAGUGCUUCUGCUGGAUAGUAGGGCUGUGGUCAACCAAAGAAAAUCUUGUAGGACUGAAAUUUUAACUACUCUUCAAUCAAUUGAUUUGUUGCUGGGAAAAAAAAAAUCUGCAUGUUAAGUCUAUAUUAACUAAAUCGGCCACAGUGCACUGAGUGCACUCUACCUGGUAGCUUUAAGAGCCUAGAUGAAUUAUAAACAUAAAAACUGCUGUGAUAUGAAAACUGCUGUUUGCAAAGUUUACACUCCAGUUUUUGGUAAUUUAACAAAAUUUAACAAAAUGCUUCCACAUCGACAGCUUGUCUGACAUGGUGUCAAUCAGUUUGGAGCCAAUUCCGAGUAAACAUUCAGUAAACAUUCAGUAAAGGUUAAAGACGUAGCAGUCUCCAUUAGGUUGGGCAAGUUGAAAGUUGUGAAAACGGGGGAUUUUUCAAAAUACGCCCUUGUUUGCAAAGGUAGUCUGUCCCUCCCACCUUUGCUGAAAAUAAUGGGUUAAUCCUUGAGGGCUACUGAUGUAGCACGUUACUCCUUGUGAAAGUAACCUAGGCGAUUGUCUGACCAGCGAGAAUUUGGGCGGAUGAGAGCAUAUCGACCAAACAAUUGACCAGUCAUAUGGCUACAGCCCUACUGGAUAGGUUAUGAAAUUACAGGAGUUGUAAUACUACUGUUGAAAAAAUGGCCAGAUUCAGGUGAAUCCUUCAUCUUCAUGAUGUAUCCAUGAUGUAUGCAGUUGGUCUCAGUAUUUACUGGUACAUUUAC